AUGGGAGAUAUCACGCUGGAAACGCUGAUGGACACACGGGUGGCUACGGCUGAGCUAGGCUGGACGGCCUACCCUGCAUCUGGGUGGGAGGAGGUAAGCGGCUACGACGAGAACCUCAACACCAUACGGACCUACCAGGUGUGCAAUGUGUUCGAGCCCAGCCAGAACAACUGGCUCCUCACCACCUUCAUCGACCGACGUGGAGCUCAGAGGAUCUACGUGGAGAUGCGCUUCACCGUGCGUGACUGCAGCUCCAUCCCCAACGUUCCCGGCUCCUGCAAGGAGACCUUCAACCUUUACUACUACGAGACGGACUCGGUUAUCGCCACCAAAGGAACCGCUUUCUGGAUGGAAGCCCCCUACUUAAAGGUUGACACCAUCGCGGCUGACGAGAGCUUCUCCCAGGUGGACUUCGGCGGACGGUUGAUGAAGGUCAACACGGAGGUUCGGAGCUUUGGCCCACUGUCGAAGAACGGGUUCUACCUGGCGUUUCAGGACUAUGGUGCCUGUAUGUCGCUGCUCUCGGUCAGAGUGUUUUAUAAGAAGUGCCCCAGUGUGGUGCAGAACUUUGCCAUCUUCCCUGAGACCAUGACGGGGGCGGAGAGCACCUCCCUGGUCAUCGCUAGAGGGAUCUGCAUCCCGAAUUCAGAGGAGGUGGACGUGCCCAUAAAGCUGUACUGCAAUGGAGAUGGCGAGUGGAUGGUUCCUAUCGGGAGCUGCACCUGCAAGGCCGGGUUCGAGACUGAUAACGGGAACGUCUGCCGAGCCUGCCCCCCAGGGACAUUCAAGUCAACCCAGGGUCCAGGCCUGUGUCUGCAGUGCCCCUCCAACAGCCGCUCUGCAGCCGAGGCCGCCACUAUCUGCAUCUGCCGCAAUGGUUACUACCGCGGUGACAUGGACCAGCCUGACAUGCCCUGCACCAGCGUUCCCUCGGGCCCGCGGAACGUGAUAUCCGUCGUGAACGAGACCUCAGUGAUCCUGGAGUGGCACUCGCCUAGGGAGACAGGCGGUCGUGAGGACGUGGUCUACAACAUUGUUUGUAAGAAGUGCCGGGCGGACCGCCGUACCUGUUCACACUGUGACGACAACGUGGAGUUUGUUCCGCGGCAGCUGGGCCUGACGGAAACCAGAGUGUUCAUCAGUAACCUGUGGGCCCACACGCUCUACAGCUUCGAGAUACAGGCCGUCAACGGGGUGACCAAUAAGAGCCCCUACCCUGCCCAGCACGUGUCUAUAGACAUCACCACCAACCAGGCUGCCCCAUCCAUCGUACCCAUCAUGCACCAGGUGAGCUCCACCAUGAAGAGCUUCACAUUGUCAUGGCCACAGCCUGAACAGCCCAACGGAAUCAUCCUGGACUAUGAGCUACGCUUCUACGAGAAGGACCAUUCAGAGAUCAACUCCACCAUGGUGCGCAGCGAGACCAACACAGCCAGGGUGGAGGGCCUCCGGGCGGGCAUGGUCUACGUCGUGCAGGUGCGGGCCAGGACCGUAGCUGGCUUUGGCAAAUACAGCGGCAAGAUGUGCUUCCAAACCCUCACAGAUGAUGACUAUAAGUCAGAGUUGAGAGAGCAGCUUCCUCUAAUCGCAGGGUCAGCUGCAGCAGGAGUGGUGUUCAUCGUCUCUCUAGUGGCCAUCUCCAUCGUCUGCAGCAGGAAACGGGUGUACACCAAGGAAGCGGUGUACAGCGACAAGUUACAGCAUUACAGCACAGGAAGAGGCUCUCCGGGGAUGAAGAUCUACAUCGACCCCUUUACCUACGAGGACCCCAACGAGGCCGUCCGGGAGUUCGCCAAGGAGAUCGAUGUGUCCACCGUCAAGAUCGAAGAGGUCAUUGGUGCAGGUGAGUUUGGUGAGGUGUACAAGGGACGUCUGAAGCUGCCAGGCAAGAGGGAGAUCUACGUGGCCAUUAAGACCCUGAAGGCAGGAUACGUGGAGAAGCAGAGGCGGGACUUCCUGUCCGAGGCGUCAAUCAUGGGACAGUUCGACCACCCCAACAUCAUCAGACUUGAGGGCGUGGUCACCAAGAGUCGGCCAGUCAUGAUCGUCACAGAGUUUAUGGAGAACGGGGCACUUGAUUCCUUCCUGAGGCAAAACGACGGUCAGUUCACCGUGAUCCAGCUGGUGGGCAUGAUGAGGGGCAUCGCGGCGGGCAUGAAGUACCUCUCUGAGAUGAACUACGUCCAUAGAGACCUGGCCGCUCGCAACAUCCUGGUCAACAGCAACCUGGUCUGCAAAGUGUCUGACUUCGGGCUGUCGCGCUACCUCCAGGACGAUACCUCUGACCCCUCCUACACCAGCUCUCUGGGGGGUAAGAUCCCAGUGAGGUGGACAGCUCCAGAGGCCAUCGCCUACAGGAAGUUCACCUCAGCCAGUGACGUGUGGAGCUACGGCAUCGUCAUGUGGGAGGUGAUGUCAUUCGGAGAGAGACCCUACUGGGACAUGUCCAACCAGGAUGUGAUCAAUGCCAUAGAGCAGGACUACCGGCUGCCCCCUCCCAUGGACUGCCCCUCGGCUCUGCACCAGCUCAUGCUGGACUGCUGGCAGAAGGACCGUAACGCGCGGCCACGCUUCGCUGACAUCGUCAACACCCUGGACAAGAUGAUCCGUAACCCAGCCAGUCUGAAACAAGUGGCAAGCAUCCCUGCAGUGCCUUCCCAAACCCUGUUGGAUCAUUCUAUCCCAGACUUCAACACCUUCAGUUCAGUGGGAGAGUGGCUGGGAGCCAUCAAGAUGACCCAGUACAGAGAUAACUUCCUCAACUCUGGCUUCACCUCCCUGCAACUGGUGGCACAGAUUACAUCCGAGUGA
Messenger RNA from Salvelinus namaycush (lake trout), 2811 nucleotides. RefSeq names its product ephrin type-B receptor 1. Gene Ontology annotation, molecular function: protein binding; ATP binding; transmembrane-ephrin receptor activity. The transcript is spliced from 15 exons. Bases 1 to 2811 code for a protein of 936 amino acids. Gene Ontology annotation, cellular component: plasma membrane; neuron projection. Gene Ontology annotation, biological process: cell surface receptor protein tyrosine kinase signaling pathway; axon guidance; protein phosphorylation. The record is from RefSeq and is a predicted model, not a curated record. NCBI's taxonomy places the organism in Eukaryota, Metazoa, Chordata, Actinopteri, Salmoniformes, Salmonidae.